This is a messenger RNA of Exserohilum turcica Et28A, 3033 nucleotides long. RefSeq lists its product as uncharacterized. Gene Ontology annotation, cellular component: Slx1-Slx4 complex; nucleus. The transcript is spliced from 2 exons. Gene Ontology annotation, molecular function: 5'-flap endonuclease activity. The record is from RefSeq and is a predicted model, not a curated record. Bases 1 to 3033 code for a protein of 1010 amino acids. Gene Ontology annotation, biological process: DNA replication; DNA repair. NCBI's taxonomy places the organism in Eukaryota, Fungi, Ascomycota, Dothideomycetes, Pleosporales, Pleosporaceae.
AUGGUGGGCAGUACCUACGAUGUCGUGGUACUGAGCUCGAGUCCCCCGGCGGCUUCCCCGCAACGCGGUGCCCCCCCACGUCGCGUCGCAAUACCCGCAUCCUCGCCCCUCUCCUUCUCUCCCGCUACCAGCCCACGAAUAGCGACAGCCGGCGCGUCGACAACCAACCCGAGGGCGGCCCCCAUCCCUGAGGGCGCUGUCAGGGGAUUCGCCACCGUUGGCAGCCUCAUCCGAUCCGAACAUUUCACGAGCCGGUUGGACGACGACUUCGCCGAGAAACCAAAGGCUCAUUCGCGGCGAGGAAGCGAAGAUGUGGGAGAGACUAUAGAAAACGUAGAAAAGACUAGGAAGCGGUCUACCAAAAAGGCUACUUCGGCCACCGACAAGUCUGAAAAGGCCAAAUCCGAACCCAAACCUCGAACGCGCAAAGCAAAACCCAAGUCAGACAAAGAGAUUCUCGACUCCGACGAUGAACUCCGACGUCCAAAACGGCCUACGAAGUCGCCCUUCUUCGAGGAGAAGGCCUCGGAACCCGUAACCGAACCCUCGAAUGAGGGUACGAGUGGGCCGAAGCUCACCAAGUCUGGAAAGCCACGCAAGCCGCAUGCGAAGAAGCAAAAACCAGAAGAGGAAGACGGGGAGCCUGUUGCGAAGCCAAAGAGAACAAGAGUAACAAAGCCAAAGACAACGACUGUCAAGGUUAGCAAGAAACAAUCAGACAACGCACCAGUCGUAUCUGCACAUUUCCAGGCGGGAGCAGACAAGGACGAGGGCUCGACCACUGUGGCCCGACAAAAGUCGAUAGAGACACAAGACAAUGCAGAUGACCAGCCUGCAUCUAUAUGGGAAGUUCCAGAAAGCCCACAGCGGGGGAAGGUUGCCACAUCUAAAAGGCGACAAGCACACCCGAUUGCAGAGGAAUUGGAGCUGGAAGAAGCCUCAGUGCGCAGAAGAGAUUGGACACCGCCUCAUGACACGGCUGUACCUUCGCCGUUCACGGACUCGACAGGAAAAGAAAAUAGAUCAUUGGUACACAAUGCGGAAGGCGCCUUUACAAAUCUGCUCUCCAACUUUGCCUAUGCACAAUCACCGUCAGCUCCAGCAGCUGCAAGGGCAACUAGCUCCGCUGUUGAGAUGAUGGCUGCUACGAAGAGGAGACGAGUUGAGUUAGUAGAGGUACCUGGCAACCAGAACAAUUCCCGUGACUCGUCGCCUGAGAAAGGGAAAGCUCCUAAGAAGAAGCCACGCACCAUUACAGAUCUUGUAACGGGCCAGUAUGGACCCGGAGACAAAGAAUCGGACUCGAAUGCCACAAAAGACAAUUUCUUCGAGCCUCGAAUAUCAACAACAACGGUGCCUUUGAAUGACACACCUGCACAUGAUACCAAUGCACCAACAGAGAAGCCAUCACGCAAGCGCCGCUCUCCAAAGACACAAGCAAGCGAAACCGAGGAAGUUGGAGCAAAGGCAAAAGCCAAGUCCAAGUCAAAGAAGGCAUCGGCCAAAUCAGCCGCUAAACCCAAGCCCAUCGCAGAGAAAUUGCUCAGUCCUGCUGCGGCCAUGUUGCGACUAAACCAACAAGAUGUCCUUUUUGGUACAUCUAGUCAGCUGGCGCUCGAAGAAUCUCCAGCAAUGAUUCGUCAGAUUCAAGUCGCUCUUAAAGAGUCUGAGCGAGAUGCAGAUAACGCUAACAGCUACUCUCUUCUCGCACAACCCAGUUGGCCCAGACUUGGUAAAGUGCAGGGCAAGAAGGGUUUGUGGGCUGCAAGUGCACGGGACGAUGACGGUGGCAUGUUAGAGCAUAUGCAAGACAUGUAUAUUCCCGAACCUGAUCGAACGCAAGACAUUCCAUUGCUCAUGGAUGGCACCCACGACACACCUGAUGAUGUCCGAAACGAGUCUAUUGAACCCUCAUCAUUUAUUGACAUUGAUGAUAUACCUCGGGAUCCUCCUCCAGCAAUCACCGUCUCUUCUGACUUACCAACACCUCCGCGCACAUCUUCACGGGUAUCAGAAACACCCAAGCUAAGUGAAGACAACUACCAAAUGAAAGAUCGAGAGUUUGAAGAUAUUGAUACAUUUGAGCAAGGACUGCCGCCUUCAAAUCAGAAUGCAGAGUCUCAACAUCAGUUCUUCGACAUCGACGAGUUUGACUCGCCACCUUCAGCGCAAGUGCAACAUAGCUCUGUCACAAAACUUCGGCCACCUGUGUCAGCGUCAGUAACAAAAGAUGGAUCACCUAAGAAGCGUGGUAGACAGCCAAAGCAACAUUCUGUCGUACCUAAAGUGUCGGAGUCGAAGACGUCGAUCUCAAAACCAUCAUCCUCGAAAUCCAGAGUGAAAACCAAGGAGAACGCUGCACUCUCAACACCGCCCGGAGGCUCACUUCGAUUCAUCGACAUUGAAGAGAUCCUCGACUCAGAAGACGAUGCCCUCGAAGCAUUUUCUCUGACUCCACCUCGAAUCCGUAAACACGCCGAUUCGGGACCUUUACCCUUGGUCUCACUUUCGCCCACUACAUCGCCCAAGAAGACACGCAUUGGCCCUCCCACAAAAACAAGAGAAGUUCUUCAAUCCGAUGCACAGCUGAUGCGUGUACAUUGCAUAUCCACCGAGCUGCUAGAGUGGGUCAACAUCAAGCCCGAUGUUUUUGCACAAAUCACAACGCAUAUCCGCUCCCUCCCUCCUACCCGCGAUCCUGCAAAUCCAACAUGGCACGAGAAGAUACUCAUGUACGACCCUCUUGUUCUCGAAGACUUCACCAGCUAUCUCAACACCAGCACCAGCAUCUGUGUUUUCAAAAAAGCCACACAGAAACAAGUCAAGGCUUGGAACAAGCAGCGCAAAGCUGAUGGCGAACCGGAACUAGCUGUUGAUAGAGGUGAGGAUGGGAAGGGAGACGGAGAAGAGGUCCUGGCUGUCGAGAAGGAGUUGGAGACCUACAUGGUGCAGGCCUGGUGUGAGAGUCUAAGUGUGUGCUGUGUCUGGGGUGAAGGGCGAGGAAAGAGUGGUGCGAGGAAGGGUCUUUACUAG